GCUCUUUCCACAUCAGUGCUUCUGCUUUUUCUUGACAAAACACGUUUCAUAUUUGUGCUGAAACUAACUAAAGAAAAUGUUUCCGCCGUUUCUGUUCUGUUUGUGUUUGUGGCGUCUGGUUGGUGUGUUUGGUGAAAUCAAGUCCGUGUCAGUGAUGGAGGGUGAAUCUGUUACUCUACACACUGAGAUGACUAUAGUACAGGGAUUUUAUGUGAUACUGUGGAGAUUUGGUCCUGAACAGACUAUCAUAGCUUCAAUUCAUAAAAGGGAUCAAAUCUUCUUUCCAUAUUGGUCUGAUCGUGAUGAUGAAGUGAGAUUCAAAGGCAGACUGCAGGUGAAUGAAAAGACUGGAUCUCUCACCAUCACAAACAUCACGACUGAACACUCUGGACUUUAUCAACUAGAGAUCAGAUCGGAAGUGGGAAAAAUUUCACACAGUUUCAAUGUUACUGUCUAUGCUCGUCUGCCGGUUCCUGUGAUCACCAGUAACUCUUCUCAAGGUUCUUCAAGCUCUAAAUGUGUGUUGGUGUGUUCAGUGGUGAAUGUGACACCGGCGACUCUCUCCUGGUACAAAGGAAACAGUUUAUUGUCCUCCAUCAGUGUGUCUGAUCUCAACAGUCUCUCUCUACCUCUGGAGGUGGAAUAUCAGGAGAACAACAUCUACAGCUGUGUGAUCAACAAUCCCAUCAGAAACCAGACUAAACAUCUCGACAUUACUGAAGUCUGUCAGACGUGUUCAGUUCCUCGUCACUCAGACGUGAUCCGCUCUUGUGAUUCUACUGAAGCUGUGAUCCGAUUGGUCGUCUCUGCUCUGAUGGGCGUGGCUGCUGUUGCUGCUAUUGUAGUUUUGGGUUAUGACAUCAGAUCCAGAAGACUUGAACAGAAGAGAUCACAGACUUCACAUGUUCUCACAUCUGGGCACUAGGUGGAGAU
Messenger RNA from Xyrauchen texanus (razorback sucker), 933 nucleotides. RefSeq names its product SLAM family member 9-like. The record is from RefSeq and is a predicted model, not a curated record. The coding region runs from base 77 to 925 and encodes 282 amino acids. The transcript is spliced from 4 exons. Lineage: Eukaryota; Metazoa; Chordata; Actinopteri; Cypriniformes; Catostomidae.